Messenger RNA from Suillus discolor, 1628 nucleotides. Its product is annotated as kinase-like domain-containing protein. Gene Ontology annotation, molecular function: protein kinase activity; ATP binding. NCBI's taxonomy places the organism in Eukaryota, Fungi, Basidiomycota, Agaricomycetes, Boletales, Suillaceae. The record is from RefSeq and is a predicted model, not a curated record. Gene Ontology annotation, biological process: protein phosphorylation. The coding region runs from base 195 to 1424 and encodes 409 amino acids. The transcript has 6 exons.
UCGGAUCUCCAAUUGCAAAUGGUCUGUGACAGUCUAUCCGAGCACCUCAAGUUCGUGCAUAGAAUAUCUACUAGGUUGCAGUGAAAGUAUUCAUAAUCGAUGGUCAAAGAUCUGGAAAGAAACUACAGAGCGUAAGUCGUCUUGUACAGACUCAAACACUUCACCAUUUUUUAUACGGCGUAUCACUGUAGGCAAUGGAUCGGGAAAUUGCAGUAUGGCUUAAGCUUAGUAAAUCGGCUUAUAUCGUGCCACUACUCGGCACUGUAAAACUCUUCUCUCCCGAAUCACUGCCAGUUCUUGUUUCAGAAUGGAUGCCUUCCGGGACAUUAGAUCAAUACCUCGAGAAGUACGCCGAGACCCUCACUGUUUCCGCUAGAGUUAAAUUGACCAGGGGCGUCGCUGGCGGCCUCAACUAUCUUCGCUUGGAGAAUGUCGUUCAUGGAGACCUUCACCCCGGAAAUGUGCUGAUUGACCAUGAAAGGAAUCCACGUCUCGCAGAUUUUGGUCUCGCGACAGUUGUAGGAGACCCAGGGUUGCAGUGGGGUUCGACGACUGCGGCACGUGAACUCAAUGCUCGAUGGCGUGCACCUGAAGUCCUUGGAAUAGAGAGCGAUAUGACCAGACCAACUUUCAUGAGUGAUAUCUAUUCCCUCGGAAGCAUAAUUUUCUUUAUCACCUCGGGGGAUAAACCAUGGAAAGAGAAGAAAAACUCAAUUCAAAUCUCCGUCGCGCUGUCGAAAAAAGAGUCUCCCACACGCCCCGAGAAGAUCUCCGACAAUCGUCACUGGAACUUGAUUCAAAAAUGCUGGUCUUGGGAACCAACGGAUCGCCCAGAGUCUACAGAAGUCCUUGAAAACAUCAGAGAUAUUGCAAUGAAUCCGCAUACGAGACGCGCACCUGCACUGCAUAGGAUUAUGCAUCCACUCUUUACCUCUACACGGUUUCGCUCCGCGCCCAUAAAUUACGACGUCAACUAUGGCCCUUCGCCGCGAACCGUUCUAGACCGUACCACACAUUCUCCCGUCGACUCCCAUACAUUAUCUCAACCAGCAACAGACCCACCCACUCCGGCAUCAUCCAUUAUUCUACUUCGUUCAGAUAAGUUCCCGUGGCACGCGGUCGUCGGGCCUUGCAGAAAUAGGCGCUCUCCAGAUAUCACCAAUCUCGACCUUCUUUGUGCACUACAUGAGAUGCUUCUCACGAGAGUCACGCCUCAAGAGUGGGAGGCGCUUGGUCAUGGAAGCAAGGUUCAACGGAAAGUUACGCAGGCGUAUGAACAGCGGUGUACCAGAUUGGGAGGCGGAUGGCAAGGCGGAGUCCGACGGGUGGAUUGGCUGCAUGGGAAAACUCGUUUGAUCGGAAUCGAAGUGGAGAAGCAUGGACCCGGCGCCGGCUCCGGAAGACUCGUUUUUGGUAAGGCUUGAAGCCGACGUUUCCAACUUCUGAGAUCGACAGCUACCGAGGCUAGUCCUCGUUACUUCAUACCUGCGAAACCUUUUCGCGGCGUAUCCACAGACGCCGCUACAUCUCUGUGGAAUUCACGAUUAUUAGGCAUUAGGCAUACGUACUAAUUUAUUACACGACUUUUUUUAUGAUUUUGUAUUAUGCUGUAACAGCUUGGGCAUAGU